Seminavis robusta is the source of this 801-nucleotide messenger RNA. Lineage: Eukaryota; Bacillariophyta; Bacillariophyceae; Naviculales; Naviculaceae. The record is from the annotation of a GenBank genome assembly.
AUGUUGUCCCAUAUAGUUGGUAUCGUGAGUGGUGGAGCGAGUGGUCUUGGCGCUGCCACUGCUGCCAGUCUUCUCAAGCAUGGAGGAAAAGUUGUUGUGGCUGAUCUUCCCAGCCAAAGAGCCGCCUUCGAACAACUUGCUGCUUCUGUUGCGGGAUCCAGUAGUGCACUGUCAUUUGCAGAAGCCGACGUGACAAAUCCAGACCAGAUCGCACGAGCUCUGGACAUGGCGGAGGAGCAAUUUGGAGCACCUGUCAAUGCUGCAAUAAACUGUGCCGGAAUUGGCCUGGCUCGGAAAAUUGUGUCGGUCAAAAGAGGAACCGACGAAGUCAAAGUCCAUCCUUUGGAAGAAUUUUCAAAAAUCAUGCGUGUCAACGUCGACGGGACCUUUAACGUUGCAAGAUUGGCAGCCGAACGAAUGAUAAAACGAGAAAAUGGAUCCGACGGAAUCAAAGGCUGCAUUAUCAACACCGCGUCUAUUGCCGCAUAUGACGGCCAAAUUGGCCAAUGUGCAUACGGCGCCAGCAAAGGUGCUAUUGCUAGCUUGACUCUACCCAUGGCUAGAGAUUUAUCCAGUCAAGGUAUCCGGGUCAUGACAAUUGCUCCUGGACUCUUCCAAACACCCCUUUUGGAUGGCCUGCCAGAUGCCGUCAAAGCGGAAUUGGGAGCCACAGUUCCCCUGCCCUCACGGCUGGGUGAUCCGGCCGAGUUUGGGCAAUUAGUUGUCUCCAUUUUGACAAACCCAAUGCUGAAUGGAGAAGUGAUUCGGCUCGAUGGGGCGAUUCGGAUGCCUCCCAAAUAG